Messenger RNA from Leptonychotes weddellii (Weddell seal), 2834 nucleotides. NCBI's taxonomy places the organism in Eukaryota, Metazoa, Chordata, Mammalia, Carnivora, Phocidae. The record is from RefSeq and is a predicted model, not a curated record.
GCGCCAGUCCCGGGGCUGCAGGGAGCGCAGCGCGCGCGGCCCGGGCCCCGGCCACCGGACACCCUACCGGACACGACCCUCCCUGGAGCUUGGACAACUGCCCACCUCGGACAUUGCACCGGACACUGCCCCCCACAGGGCUGGACACUACAACGGACACUACUUCCCAGCUCCGGACAUUGCUGCCCACCCCCCCCAGCCCUGGACUCUUUCCCCCUCCCCCUCCGGGGGCCCAGACCCGGAGCCCCCCGCAGGCUCUUAGCAAGCGACCCCUUGCACCCUAGCGCCGACACUGCCUCCUCCUUGUCCCCCUCUCCCUUCCCCUCCUCCCGCCGCAUCAUUCCCCCGCUGGGGUCGGAGCCCCGCCAGUUUCUCCGACCCCCUGCAGCUCGGCCCGGCUGCCCGCGCCCCCAUCCCCCGGCUGCUCGCCCGGAUGCCUCUCCCCGGGGGAUUGUGGUGGCUCCUCUGCUGCCGUCGAGGCUUUACUCUUCUGCACCGGGACUACGGGGACGGCGAGCUUAGCGGGGACGGGGACGAGGACGAGGACGAGGAGACCUUUGAGCUGCGGACCCCGAGUCCAGCGGGCGGCGGGAGGGGCCCCCUGGACGUGACGCUCACUCAGCCGGUGAGGAGCGGGCCGGUCUCAGACAGGCUGCAGAGCUGGGAGGAGACACGGAGCCUCAUCCCGGAGAAGGGGCCGCCUGAGGAGGACCCGGACGUCGUCGUGAAAGGUUGGCUGUACAGAGAGCCCCGCGGAGGAGGAGCUCGGCCCUGGUUGCCCCCGCGCCGGGCCUGGUUCGUGCUCACCCGGGACUCCCUGGACCAGUUCAGUAGCAGCGGGAAGGGGGCGCGGCGCCUCGGGAGCCUCGUGCUCACCAGCUUGUGCUCGGUGACCGGCCCAGAGCGCCGUCCCAAGGAGACCGGUCUGUGGUCAGUGACCGUGUCGGGCCGGAAGCACAGCGUCCGGCUCUGCUCCCCCCGCCAGGCCGAGGCCGAACGCUGGGGGGUGGCGCUGCGAGAAGUGAUCGCCUCCAAGGCGCCGCUGGAGACCCCUACCCAGCUGCUGCUUAGAGAUAUUCAGGAGAGUUGUGGGGACCCGGAGACCGUGGCCCUUAUUUACCUACGGAACCCAAUUCUGAGGCACACCAGUGGGGCCUUGUAUGCUCCACUCCUGCCCCUGCCCUACGGUGUCAGCGCCCCAGGUCCGGGCUACGCACCCUUGCGCGAGGAGGCGGUGCGGCUGUUCCUGGCGCUGCAGGCGCUGGAGGGGGCGCGGCGCCCCGGGCCCCUGAUGCAGGGUGUGCUCCAAACCUGCCGGGACCUGCCCGCGCUCCGCGACGAGCUCUUCCUGCAGCUGGCUAAGCAGACCUCGGGCCCCGCAGGGCCCCCCGGGCCCCCAGCUACCCAAGACCCCGCGGCCCUUCGGUACUGGCAGCUCCUCACCUGCAUGAGCUGCACCUUCCGGCCCGGGGGAGCUGUGCGGGGGCACCUCCUGGGGCAUCUGGAGAGGACGGAGCAGGCGCUCCCGGACACAGAACUGGCGGCCUACGCGCGCUUCAUCAGGAAAGCGCUGGGCCGGACGCGCGGCCGGGAGCUGGUGCCUUCGCUGGCAGAGAUUUCAGCGCUGAGCCGACGGCAGGAGCUCUUAUGCACCGUGCACUGUCCGGGGGCUGGUGCCUGCCCUGUGGCCAUAGACUCCCACACCACGGCGGGCGAGGUUGCUCGAGAGCUGGUGGGGCGGCUGGGCUUGGCCCGGAGCCGCAACGCAUUCGCGCUGUACGAGCAGCGAGGAGCCCAGGAGCGAGCCCUGGCUGGGGGUACUCUCAUGGCCGACGUGCUCACCAGGUUUGAGAAUUUGGCGGCGGAGGAAGCCGCGCUAGACGACUCGCCGGACUCUGGUUGGAGACUAUGUCUGCGUCUUCACGGGCCCCUGCACCCUGAGGGGCUGUCCCCAGACGGUCACGAACUGCCUUUCCUCUUUGAGCAGGCUCACGCUCUGCUGCUGCGCGGCCGGCCGCCCCCGCCCGACGACACGCUGCGCGCCCUGGCGGCGCUGCGUCUGCAGAGCCUGCACCGAGACUUCUCCCCGAGGGCGCCCCUGCCGCGCGCCGGCAGGGCGGCCGCUGUGCUGGGCGGCUGGAAGCGGCUACGGGGCAUGGGCCGAGCUGAGGCCAUGGCUGCCUACCUGGCUCUGGCGGCGCAGUGUCCAGGGUUCGGCGCUGCUCGGUAUGACGUUCUGGAGCUGAGCACGGAGCCUGGUGGGGGCACUCCACAGAAGCUAUGCCUGGGCUUGGGGGCCAAGGCCAUGUCCCUCUCCCGGCCCGGUGAGACAGAGCCCGUCCACAGUGUCAGCUAUGGCCAUGUGGCCGCCUGCCAGCUAAUGGGCCCCCACACCCUGGCACUGAGGGUGGGAGAGAGCCAGCUCCUCCUGCAGAGCCCCCAGGUGGAAGAGAUCAUGCAGCUGGUGAAUGCCUACUUGCCCAAUCCCUCCCCCGAGAGGCCUUGCAGCAGCCCUUCUCCUCCAUGCCAAGACCUGCCAGACAUCUCCCCUCCCAGCCAGCACCCGGGCCUGGACGAGCCCCAGGGACAGUCUGGUUGUUUGGGGCAGCUGCAGGACUGAGCCUGCCAAGAGGUCACGACCUCCCUUCUGCCUCCAGCCUGGACCUGGACUGCUCUGAGAUUUGAGGAAACCAUGGACCCUUUUGGCCCUGCAGGGACAGGGCGCACCCCACACCCAAGGGCUGCAAUGGGUGCAGACAAUUUUCUAGUUUGUUUCUUAAUUUAUUUGUAGAAGAGAAGCAAAAAAAAAAAAAAAAAAUCCUUAUUUACACAAA